UCUCCGCUUUUAGGGGGAGGUUUUUCACCAGCUCGGACUCUCGUUGUUUAACAGCAUUUAUCCACCAGGAAUUGCCAAAAUACCCUGUAGGAUUCCUCAAAGUACCGCCGUUUUGUAGUAAUAUCUCGACAAACUCCAUUCCAGCUCUGGGGUAUUUUGUUCGAGUGAGUUUAACAACUUUCGGACUAAUUUUUUUCGGGACUUAAUUCCUUGGCGAGUCGAGUUGUUCUGCGCUCGCGCAACUCCCUCGAUUUACUUUGGGUUAGCAAGGUUAAACAUAGCAAAAACCGACAAAACACGGUCUUAAAUGUUUAUAGUUUGCUAACCUUAAAGCGUUUAGUUUUUUCUGGCUCUUGUUGAGUGUUUUUGUUUUACAGACAGGGGAAAGCACAUUUUUCUUUUGCUCAAAUCUGGUGAAAAUAUGCUCGAACUUGUUAGCUUAACGGCGAUAGUUAAGUGAACGUCGUGAAGGGGCCACGCUUUAAAGUCUGGAUUAACUGUUUUUCGGGAAGUUUUUCCUGCAUCAAAUCUUAGCCCAGGAGUCUUCCUUAUCUAACACAGCCUGGACUCUUUCACAGCUCCCCGCCAGUAAGCACUGUGAAUGACCUGCUGCUGAUGCCCAUCAGGUCUGAAUGGAGAUCCGGUCGCAGAAAAGCCAACAGUUGUAGCUCCCUCAGCAGGAUGCUGAGGCAAAGUAUACUUCUGUUUCUGGCUUUAUUCGCCCAAGUUUUAAGGACCCAGUGUCGGCCUGCCAACACAGAUGAAGUCAACUCAGAAACACAAGCACAGCUCUUCACCCUUGAUUUUGGGGAUCGUUUGGAUCUGACAUGCCCUGACAAGGAUUCCCACCAUGCUGUCAACUGGACCAAAGACCAUGUGGCGAUAGUUGAUGGAGAACACACACAUAUCCGCAAUGGCCAGCUGGAGAUAGAGACAGUGGAGCUGGCGGACUCUGGCCUGUACACAUGCACCACCUUUGGCAACCGCAGCAUCAACUUCAAUGUCACAGUUAAUUCCCUUGCCUCAUCUGAGGAUGAAGAUGAAGAUGAAGAGUCUUCAUCAGAAGAAGCAAAGUUGUUGGGCAGCCAAAAACUGCUGCCUAUGGCUCCACAAUGGGCACAACCGGAAAAAAUGGAGAAGAAGCUUCACGCUGUCCCAGCCAGUAAGACUGUGAAGUUUCGCUGCCAGGCCAGUGGUAACCCCACCCCCACGCUGAAAUGGUACAAGAACGGCAAGGAAUUCAAAAGAGACCAUCGCAUUGGAGGCUUCAAGGUCCGUGACCAUAUUUGGUCCAUCAUCAUGGAAUCUGCUGUGCCCUCUGACAAGGGAAACUAUACCUGUGUGGUGGAAAACCAGUAUGGUAGCAUCAACCACACCUACCAGCUGGAUGUAGUCGAGCGUUCUCCCCACAGACCCAUCCUUCAGGCAGGUUUACCAGCAAAUCGCACUGCAGUGGUUGGCAGCGAUGUGGAGUUCGAGUGCAAGGUGUUCAGUGACCCUCAGCCUCAUAUCCAGUGGCUGAAGCACAUCGAAGUCAAUGGGAGCCGUGUUGGUCCUGAUGGCUUACCAUAUGUCCGAGUCUUAAAGCAUUCUGGGGUCAAUAGCUCGGACGCUCAGGUGCUGACCCUCUACAAUGUGACUGAGGAGGAGGGCGGGGAAUAUACAUGUAAAGUGUCCAAUUAUAUAGGAGAGGCCAAUCAGUCGGCCUGGCUGACUGUCACCAGAUAUGGGCCCACAGCAGUCCCACACUAUCCUCCAGCCAACCACACCUACCUGGAGGUGGUCAUCUACUGCGUGGGGUUUUUCAUCAUCGUCAUGGUUGCCAUCACUAUUAUUGUUAAGAUUCGCACCUCCUCCAAGAAGAGUGACUUCAACAGCGAGCUGGCUGUCCACAAGCUGGCCAAACGCAUCCCCCUGCGCAGACAGGUAACAGUGUCUGUGGACUCGAGCACCUCCAUCCACUCUGGAGUGAUGCUGGUCCGUCCCUCACGCCUCUCCUCUAGUGGCUCUCCAAUGCUCUCAGGGGUUUCUGAAUAUGAACUUCCCCAGGAUCCCCGCUGGGAGCUUCCCCGUGACAGACUGGUUCUUGGAAAGCCUUUGGGUGAAGGCUGCUUUGGUCAGGUGGUGAUGGGAGAGGCUCUUGGUCUUGACAAAGAGAAACCAAACUGUGUGACUAAAGUUGCAGUUAAAAUGCUGAAAUCUGAUGCUACAGAGAAGGACCUGUCAGACCUGAUUUCAGAGAUGGAGAUGAUGAAGAUCAUUGGGAAGCACAAGAACAUCAUUAAUCUGCUGGGAGCCUGUACACAGGAUGGUCCUUUAUAUGUGAUUGUGGAAUAUGCCUCUAAAGGCAACUUGAGGGAGUACUUGAGAGCACGGCGCCCACCAGGAAUGGAGUACUGCUACAACCCUGACCAGGUUCCUGUGGAAAACAUGUCCAUCAAAGACCUGGUGUCCUGUGCCUACCAAGUGGCCCGAGGCAUGGAGUAUCUGGCUUCCAAGAAGUGCAUUCACAGAGAUCUAGCAGCUCGCAAUGUUUUGGUAACUGAAGACAACGUGAUGAAAAUAGCUGACUUUGGCCUUGCAAGAGAUAUCCACCACAUUGAUUACUACAAGAAGACCACCAAUGGCCGUUUACCAGUCAAGUGGAUGGCUCCAGAGGCUCUGUUCGACCGGAUAUACACACACCAAAGUGAUGUCUGGUCAUUUGGGGUGCUGCUGUGGGAGAUCUUCACCCUGGGAGGCUCCCCAUACCCUGGAGUCCCAGUGGAAGAGCUGUUCAAGCUGCUGAAGGAAGGUCACCGUAUGGACAAGCCCUCCACGUGCACUCAUGAGCUAUAUUUGAUGAUGAGGGACUGCUGGCAUGCCGUGCCCUCACAGAGACCCACAUUCAAACAGCUGGUGGAGGAUCUAGACCGCUGCCUGGCCAUGACAUCCAACCAGGAGUAUUUGGAGCUGUCUGUUCCUUUGGACCAAUACUCCCCCAGUUACCCAGACACCCGCAGCUCGACCUGCUCCUCAGGCGAGGACUCGGUCUUCUCCCAUGAUGCCGGAGCUGAGGAGCCCUGCCUGCCAAAGUUCCCUCCUCACUCCAACGGGGCAGCCAUUAAGAAACGCUGAUACCUCAUCUCCAUUCAAACAUUGACAUUUCCUCUGCUCCCUGCCUCAUGGGGUUAGACUCUUCCCCACAUUCCCAGAGAUGAAGCUAAAAACACUGGUGCUCUGUGAGAAAGGAGCGUGGAGACACCUUGUAGAACUCGUUGGAUCACAUGGACUGAAGACUGCAGCCAUUUCCUGGUUCUUGGUGGCGAUUUGGCUACAGCGCAUAUGGGGCACUUUGUUUUAUUGGGAGUCACAGUGUCAGAAAAACGCAGACUCCUACUCUUCUCUCCACUUUGGGCAUUCCACGGGUCAGGAGAAUCGAAAGGACUGACCAUGAUUAUGUCAGGUUUUUGGUUUUGUUUAGUUUUUUUUUUGCCCUCUUUGGUCAUUUCAUCAAUAACGAAGGACAUCAUCCUCCAUUUCAGACCAAAUCCAGAGUAUAUACUACCACGGGACACAUGGCACAGUGGUCCCCUACACCUUCAUUAUCAUCUUGUAAAUACAGUUAGAAAAUUAUAAAUAUGAAUAUAUAUUUACACUGUACUCUUAUUUUUAUUACCAUAAUUGAUUUAUUUUGUUUUGUACAAGGAUGCUUUUGUUUGAUCCAUUUUUGAAUAUAGUCUGUAGGGGCAGUUGUUACAUGAGAAUAUCUUAAAUGGCCAGUUUGUUGCUGUAUUGCAGCUUGAUUCCCCUCAAUUUACAGUACUGCAUAAUCACGAAUGGAAAAAUAUGUAUCGGGUUUUCUAUUUUUUAAAUAUAUUUUCAAGUGCUUUUAACGACACAACCUGCAAUAUAAUGUAACUAAGUGUUUGUGGUGUUUCUCCAUCAGAACUCAGCCUCUUCUGCUCAUGAAAAUAGAUUUCCUAUGAAAUGUUCCCCUCUGUGUGAGUGUGUGUGUGUGUGUGUGAUUGUGUUUGUGUGCAUGCAUGUGUGUAUGAGCGACGGAAAGAGCUGGGUGUGCGUGGAGUUUUAUCUUGUCCCAUUCAACAUCGGUCAUUUACUGCGAGGAUGGUCACAACUGUAAAUAUUCCCGGUUGUCUGCCAUGCUUGUUAAAGCCCAGAGUCCUUUUCUUCAGUCAACAUCAUGCACUUCCACUGUGCGUGCCUUUCAUGUGAUGAACUUUAUCUUCUACUGUAAAUGCUUUAACAGGAGUUACAUUUGCUGCCAUAUAACUUCUGAUGAAGGGUUGCAGAACACGUAUGUCAUCAUAAAAGGAUACAUUAAAUAAAAUGCUAUUGAAAAACAAA
This is a messenger RNA of Sphaeramia orbicularis (orbiculate cardinalfish), 4347 nucleotides long. It is a transcript of the gene fgfr1a, whose product is annotated as fibroblast growth factor receptor 1a. Gene Ontology annotation, molecular function: fibroblast growth factor receptor activity; fibroblast growth factor binding; ATP binding. Gene Ontology annotation, cellular component: plasma membrane; signaling receptor complex. The record is from RefSeq and is a predicted model, not a curated record. Lineage: Eukaryota; Metazoa; Chordata; Actinopteri; Kurtiformes; Apogonidae. Gene Ontology annotation, biological process: protein phosphorylation; positive regulation of cell differentiation; fibroblast growth factor receptor signaling pathway.